AAUGUCCCCCAUCCCAGCCGAUCAGUGGAGCAGUGGGCGGGGCAGAUCAAACCCAGCAUCAUUAUACAGGGGCUGAUUGACACUCAAGCUGACGUUGUCAAAACAGGUUCCGCUUCAUGUUGCUCAGUGUGUGAGAAGUUAGGGGAGACAACUCCGGGAGCCUCAUGGUGUUCUGAGUGUCAAGUGUCCCUCUGCGAGAGAUGUGUCAAGAUGCAUGGUGCAAGUCCAGCAUCACAUGACCAUGAAAUCUGUGACCUUUCAGGAGAGGUCAAGGUGAAGAAGAGACGCAAGGUCAUGUGCAGGGAACAUAAGGAUGAGGUUAUAAAGCUUGUAUGUAAAGACUGCCACAAAGCUGUGUGUCAGACAUGUUGUGUUGUUUACCAUAGGAAAUGUGAGUCUGUCGUUACCAUUCAGUCAAUGUUGCCAAACCUGAAAUACCAUUUAAGAAGGCAUGCUAAACAGUUAUCAAAGAAAAUACAUAGAAAAGAAACAAUUGUUAAGAAAACAGACGAGAAAAUUAGCGGAAUUGAGAAAAACAAAAUAGCAGUCGAAAAUCACAUUAAAUCUGCUGUUGAGAGAGCCAUCGCCAACAUCAAGCAGAAAGAAAAACAGCUGAUGAAUGAAGUCAAGGAUAUUACAGACAAACAAACUAAGCAACUUAAAGCAGUUGUUAAACUUGACAAGAUUGAGAUGCAGAUGUACAGACAACAUUGUGAGUUCAUUGACCAGGCCUUGGUAUCGGACUGUGAGAUGGACCUGUAUGACGCGUAUCAGGCCCAGGAGUCGGGGGCUGUAGAGUUGGGGGAUGUCAGGGACACAGACACAGCAGACACACCGAGAAUAGAUGACAUCAGGUUCACACCUGACACUGACAACGUCCAGCACAUCCUAGAUGACCUACAGCUGGGGAAGAUUGACGUCACAUACCAGGAUCAGGGCACAUGUCUGCCGUCUCCAGUGCGAGUUGACGUGAUAGAUGGGAGGAUAGUGGGUGAUAAGGAGGAGCCUGGGCUACGUGACGUCACAGUCCUGGUUGCAGAUGGUUUACAGACAUGUGUUGUCACUGACUACGACAACAAGUGUGUGAAAUCUUUGUACACCAGAAACAACUUGACAUGCCACAGUACACUUACCCUGGGUGACUCUCCAUGUCGUGUAACACAGUUGAAUGAGAACCAGGUGAUGGUUUCUGUCCCUGGCAUAAGGAAGAUUGUAACAGUAGGAGUGACCCCUGACCUGUUGUUGCUCUCAACCAUCAAAACAAGCAAGGAAUACUACAGUCUCGCUGUUCUGAGUCCCUCAUCUCUAGCAGCGGGUACUACCAACUGUGUUGAUAUCCUUGACAUGGCAGGACACGUGCUGAGGUCAGUCACUACACACAACAAUGAGACACUGUUUACCCAACCCUGGUACAUGUGUGUGAACAACAAGGGCAACAUACUCGUAUCUGACCCGUGGAAGAAGUCUGUGACAUUUCUGACGUCAGAGGGGGAUGUUGUGUGGAGAUACGCCCCUACUGGAGACAGAGCACUCGACCCUUUUGGUAUUUCAACUACUACAACUGGAGACAUCCUGCUUGCAGACAGUAACAAGGUGAUACGGCUGACAGGGGGUUAUGUCACAGAUCAUCAGGACAUUGGCUGUGAUCCAUAUGGAUUGUAUGUAGAUAGACAUGACACACUGUAUGUUUGUGGUGGAGAUCAGAUACACGAAGUCAACUUUAUGUAG
Messenger RNA from Haliotis rufescens (red abalone), 1728 nucleotides. RefSeq lists its product as uncharacterized. Gene Ontology annotation, molecular function: zinc ion binding; ubiquitin-protein transferase activity. Bases 211 to 1728 code for a protein of 505 amino acids. Gene Ontology annotation, cellular component: chromatin; nucleoplasm. NCBI's taxonomy places the organism in Eukaryota, Metazoa, Mollusca, Gastropoda, Lepetellida, Haliotidae. Gene Ontology annotation, biological process: positive regulation of DNA-templated transcription. The record is from RefSeq and is a predicted model, not a curated record. The transcript has 2 exons.